GGUCUACGCGCUGACGUCUGACGCAUAAGAGGGGCAGCGGCGCAUGCGUGCGGCACACGGGGAGCGCGUGUGCAGUCACAGUGGCCAGAGUGCAGUAUUGGUCAUCUGAGAGGCAUGGCUGUGUCGGGCUGUGUGGGGAGCCCGCCUGCUUGGGUCAGCGGCAACAAGACCAUCCUGGUGAGGCAUCUCCCGUCCGAGCUGACCUGCAGCGAGAAGGUGGAGCUGCUGAAGUAUUUUGGGGCCAAGUCGGUGAGAGCGUUAGCAGACAAAGGAAGGCUGAAACAUACGGCUUUUGCCACUUUCUCGUCCACCCAUGCAGCGGCCAAGGCGCUGUCCCGGCUGCACCAGUUGCGAUGUUUGGGCCACACGCUGGUGGUGGAGUUUGCCAAGGAGCAGGAAGGGCCAGCGGCAACACCGGACUCGGAGCAGCGGUCUGGAGGCAGCAAACCGACAGACAAAUCUUCAAGCGGCAAGGAUGAGAAGGAGAUUGUAAAACCUAAAUUACCAGUUAUAGAGAAUGGCAUUGCUCCCAGUUUGGGACUGAGCUACUCCACAAACCCGUGCCUGAGGUAUCUUUACCCGCCACCAACCAGCAUCAUCCUGGCCAACAUCGCCAAUGCCAUGGCCAGCGUGCCCAAGUUCUAUGUACAGGUGCUGCAUCUGAUGAACAAGAUGAACUUGCCGUCUCCAUUUGGCCCCAUCACUGCUCGCCCCCCAAUGUACGAGGAAUAUGUCCCUGCCCCCCCGCCCAUGCCCCCCUUCCCCCCCGAUCAGCCCCCCAUCCCAGAGGAAGAGAUGGAAGUCUCCAGCGAGGAGGAGUCCGAGUAUGAAAGUGGGAGCGAAGAGGAUAAAGAGAGAAUGCUGCGACUGAUGGGGCUGGCGUCACAGCCACCGAGACCCUCACGCAAGAGGAAGCGAGUGUCUGUUCGCAAGCAGCCGCGCAUCAAGGACUUGAUCGGCCCGGUCAAGACCCCGUCACAGAGUCCCCACGCUGCCGUGCCCCCCGUCAGAGGGUGUUUGACCUGCCCGCUGACCCAGGGCCAGAAGAAGAUCGAGUUCCACAUCUCGGCCGACGUGAGCGGCCUGCUGGACACAGGAGGGGAGCAGCAAGCAGAGAGCCGGGACGAUGGCGAGUCCCAGAGUCUGGGCUUCGGCAAGAUGCAGCCGGCCCCGGUCACCGUGAGGAGUGAGGCGGAGGAAGAGGAAUG
Leucoraja erinaceus (little skate) is the source of this 1208-nucleotide messenger RNA. RefSeq names its product RNA-binding region (RNP1, RRM) containing 3 (gene rnpc3). Gene Ontology annotation, biological process: mRNA splicing, via spliceosome. Gene Ontology annotation, molecular function: protein binding; U12 snRNA binding; pre-mRNA intronic binding. The transcript is spliced from 11 exons. NCBI's taxonomy places the organism in Eukaryota, Metazoa, Chordata, Chondrichthyes, Rajiformes, Rajidae. The annotation marks the transcript as partial. The record is from RefSeq and is a predicted model, not a curated record. Gene Ontology annotation, cellular component: U12-type spliceosomal complex.